Molecule: messenger RNA, 989 nt
Organism: Gadus chalcogrammus (walleye pollock)
Lineage: Eukaryota; Metazoa; Chordata; Actinopteri; Gadiformes; Gadidae
Exons: 7
Coding region: 240-989 (249 amino acids)
Source: RefSeq, a predicted model, not a curated record
GGAAAAAUGAGAGAGUAUUUUCUUCAGAGUUACCAUUAUUUUCCUCUAAAAGAGUAAUUUUUACUAAUUUUGGAUUGUAAUCAUUUCCAGUGGCCACUAAAGUCGGAGGAAAAAAAUAGAGUAAAUCUUAUUGGAGUAAUAUCAAGAACACGCCCACUAAACUUUCUUAGGUUUCGUUUCUGCCGCCAUUUUCUAUCGCAGUCGAGGUGAGCGGCAGUUGUGGACGGCGUUGAGACAGGAUGCAUGCUGUAAGAGUGAAGUACCGAGAGCGCCAGAAAUACAUUUGUUAUGAAGGGCAACUGACCUUCAAAUCAUUUUUGGAGUGUGUUUCCAAGAAAUUUGAAAUUCCUACCUUGGACUUAAAAGUCUAUGAUGAUUUGAACACUGAAGUUGACGAGGAUGCGUUUGCGUUUCUUGUAAUGAAACCAGACCUGGGUGUGCUUGAAGUCUGUUUGCCCAAGGGCUCAGAUUUUGAGGAAUCAGGGAGCCCCUCUACAAGCCACUAUGUUGCCAGCAGCAACAGCUCCUUUCUCAGCUCUAGUGUAGAAAAUGAAGGGGACUCUGAUGACACCAUCAUUUUGGUGCCUAGUCCUGGCCAAAGAAACAGAGAUGACCUGACUCGUCUUGCUCGGAUGAUUGAAAAGAUUCUGAGGGAGAAACCUGGAGGAGAGAGGAUCCUUACAGAGUAUGCUCGGAAAAAAAGCCUAACAGAUUCCAGAAGACGUGACAUGGUGAAGAUAUUGGUUGCACACAUGGCGAGUGAACAUGGGACGAGCCCUUCAAGGCGUGUUAAAGAGGACUACGCAAAGGGCAUCACUGCCUUGUUUCCAUACCUGGCCGAUCCCCAGGGCACUUUGGGCUAUGAGCAUUAUUACAAUCCAGUAGAUGGGGGUGUAUUUCUUGCAUGGCGAUUGAAAACUGCUUCAAAAAGAAGCCCUCGGAGGGACCACAAAAGAAAGACCACUCAGACCAAUGAACAGAGUACAUGA